UGUAUGUCUUUACCAUACACCAUCUUUAAUGCUUAAACCGUUCGCGUUCGAUGCACAACACCUUAAACUUCAAACCUCAAACCUGCGCAAUCUAAAUCAACUCACGCCGGUGUUCUAUUUAAGCCACACACUGGUACGGGCCUUUUGUAACUAGCUCGUAAGAGCUCAAAGAUCUAAAGGGCCAAUUGUUACAAGCACCGAUUUCAACAUGGCGGAUAGACCUAUGCCCUCGUCUUUUGACGAUGACAGGCAGUACAGAGAGACCGGAUUCCAAAAGAUUAGCCGCAAACUGAGAGAGGAACCUCUAAUACCACUGGGAACCCUCCUAACUGUUCUCGCUGUCGUCAACGCUUGGCGCGCCAUGCGCCGCGGCGACCACGCGCAAGUACAGCGGAUGUUCCGGGCCCGUGUCGGCGCGCAAGCUUUUACCGUGAUGGCCAUGGUCGCCGGCGGCGCGUAUUACGGCGCCGACCGCGAGAAGCGCAAGGAGUUGAUCAAACUCGAGGCCCAGCAGCGCGCCGAGGAGCGCCACCAGAAGUGGCUUCACGAGCUCGAGGUCCGUGAUGAGGAGGACAAGCAACUGAAAGCUGCCAUGAAGCGCCGCCAGGAACGCGUCCAGCAACGGCGCGCCGAAGAGCAGGAGAAGGCCGCGAAAGCCGCGAAAGCCGAGACGGCGGAACCGAAGGAGCCGGAUGCCCAGGGUUCCGCUCAAGAGAAAAAAGGGGAGGGAUCUAAUAUCCUAGGUGCUCUGUCAAAUGCUGGCGGUUGGUUUGGAACAAAGAAGAGCGACAGCCCGAAGGCGUCAGAAGAGAAUAAGGUCCAGGAGAGCGGCUCGGAAAAGAAAGCUUAAGUGGAAACCGCCGGAAGUGACAUGCAUCGUAACAUUUGCAAGCGACCACUGCCGGGUUUAAAUCCGAAAACGAAUAAUGCGCAUCAAAACUUAAAUACUUAAAGGGCAGGGAAGAGUACAUGUAAAGGGGGAGAGGGUUGGAAAAAAGUCUCAUUGAUAGGCCAUUCGGAAGAAGCCUAUAUAUUGCACCAUUGUAUAUACCAGACGGCAUCGUGUCUAGCCGUAUAUAAAUGGCAACAUUGAAAAGCGGUUACACAUAAAGCAUGAUAUCCGAACUUGUUCGUCGCCA
This is a messenger RNA of Daldinia caldariorum, 1139 nucleotides long. Its product is annotated as hypoxia induced protein conserved region-domain-containing protein. The record is from RefSeq and is a predicted model, not a curated record. NCBI's taxonomy places the organism in Eukaryota, Fungi, Ascomycota, Sordariomycetes, Xylariales, Hypoxylaceae. Gene Ontology annotation, biological process: mitochondrial respirasome assembly. The transcript is spliced from 3 exons. Gene Ontology annotation, cellular component: mitochondrion. The coding region runs from base 209 to 850 and encodes 213 amino acids.